This is a messenger RNA of Coffea eugenioides, 381 nucleotides long. RefSeq names its product ras-related protein SEC4-like. Bases 1 to 381 code for a protein of 126 amino acids. The record is from RefSeq and is a predicted model, not a curated record. The transcript has 4 exons. Gene Ontology annotation, molecular function: GTP binding; GTPase activity. Lineage: Eukaryota; Viridiplantae; Streptophyta; Magnoliopsida; Gentianales; Rubiaceae.
AUGACGGAAACAUCAGCAUUGCAUUCUGGACUUAUGGUUAUGAUGGAUGAAUCUCUACUGAGGUCCAAUAUGAAGUCAAACUGUGGGAAAGGGCUCAUGGAUAUAGCACAGGUUCAGGAGAAAGGGUUUCCCCCCUAUGCAGUUAUUGAUGAUACGGGUGUGGAUUUUAAGAUCAAGCUGCUCACUGUUGGUGGGAAGAAGUUGAAGCUUACAAUUUGGGAUACCGCUGGACAAGAGAGGUUCAGGACCUUGACAAGCUCAUACUACAGAGGUGCUCAAGGGAUCGUUCUUGGUAUGUCAUGGAUAGAUCACUAUAGAUUCUUUCAUAUUUAUGAAGCCUUUUUGUCAUCCUGCAAAAUAAGUUAUUCUUUUAAGACGUGA